This is a messenger RNA of Recurvomyces mirabilis, 1335 nucleotides long. RefSeq lists its product as uncharacterized. The coding region runs from base 1 to 1335 and encodes 444 amino acids. Gene Ontology annotation, molecular function: hydrolase activity, hydrolyzing O-glycosyl compounds. NCBI's taxonomy places the organism in Eukaryota, Fungi, Ascomycota, Dothideomycetes, Mycosphaerellales, Teratosphaeriaceae. The record is from RefSeq and is a predicted model, not a curated record. The transcript is spliced from 3 exons. Gene Ontology annotation, biological process: glucan catabolic process.
AUGUCUCUGCUAUUCGCUCUCCUUCUCAUUCCUCUUUGCUUGUCCCAGCCAUACAACCUCCAAACGUCCUUUCCAGGCUCAAACUUCUUUGAUGGCUUCGACUUUUGGACUUCUGCAGACCCAACCAUCGGCUACGUCCACUACGUCGACCAAGCUACAGCUCAACAACAUGGUAUGAUCGAUAUUACUGCUAAUUCUACCCGCUGGGGCGUGGAUACUACUCAAGUUCUCGACCCGUACGCCAAUCUGGGACGACUCAGCAUUAGACUUACGAGCCGACAAAGCUGGACUCAUGGUCUGUUCAUCCUUGAUCUGGAGCACAUGCCUGCCAAUCAGUGCGGAACAUGGCCUGCAUUCUGGUCUCUCGGCAGUGGCACAUGGCCAUAUGGCGGCAAGUCCACCUUCCAUCCCGGCUUAGCUAAGCUGACCCAUCCAAGGCGAGAUCGACAUCAUCGAGCUGCAAACGGGUUUACAGGAUGCGGUGUCUCUGCGACCAAGCCCAACAAUAUCGGCUACGAGUUCUCAGCCAAUCGUGGCGGUGUUUAUGCUAUGGAAUGGACCUCCGCAGCCAUCAAGAUCUGGUUCUUUCCUCGGAACGCCGUUCCAGCUGGUAUCGCCGCCGGCACUCCCGAUCCAACUACAUUCGGCGUACCAAUGGCGAACUUCCAGGGAAGCUGUGAUAUUGAUGCGCACUUUAUGAACCACAAGCUUGUUUUCGACAUUGAUUUCUGCGGGUCGUAUGCUGGUGGUACAUGGCAAGAGCAAUCUUGUCCUGCACUGGAUCCUGCCAAUGGCUGGCAAUCAUGUAACGACUAUGUGGCUGGCAACCCUCAAGCCUUCACCGAGGCCUACUGGCAGGUCAACUACCUCAACGUUUAUCAGAUGGCUGCUGGAUCUUCAACGAUGAGCAGUGUCAGCUCUGUCACGCCUGCUAUAAGGACAAGCUCCGUCAGUACCGCUCUGAGCGCAGCACAGGGCCGGUCGACUACUCCAAGCGGUACACCUUCAACUGUCACAGCUUCACUCGUUGGUGGUACGCUAUCUUGGCCAUCAACAUCGAGUGUCUCGAAAGCGAGUGGCGCUUCAAUACCUGCUACGACGGCGGUUGUUGUGGUAUAUCAGACCGUUACCGUCGUGGGCUCCCUUCCGCUGCAACGCGCCAAAACCUCUCAGCCGAUGACAGGAGGCGGCAUCAACUUCUGUGGUGUGGCCGGAUCAGCUUGUUUUCGUGCUCUUGACGAGUCAACGCCAGUGGAAACUAGCUUGCCAAUCCAAAUUGGCAAUAUAGUGCCGCGACAGGUUGAGGAGGUCGUGGUCGAGAUGUCAACUGUCUAG